Lytechinus variegatus (green sea urchin) is the source of this 3477-nucleotide messenger RNA. RefSeq lists its product as uncharacterized. The record is from RefSeq and is a predicted model, not a curated record. Gene Ontology annotation, molecular function: potassium ion leak channel activity. Gene Ontology annotation, cellular component: membrane. NCBI's taxonomy places the organism in Eukaryota, Metazoa, Echinodermata, Echinoidea, Temnopleuroida, Toxopneustidae. The transcript has 4 exons. Gene Ontology annotation, biological process: stabilization of membrane potential; potassium ion transmembrane transport. The coding region runs from base 666 to 2870 and encodes 734 amino acids.
GAUAGUUAUUCAUGUUUACCACCUCUUGUAUCUACAACGCGAAUGAACACUUACCCAUUAUUCGGACUACAAAUUUGAAGUGGAUUACUUUUGACAAUUUGAUCGAAUUAUUUACAUGAAAUAUUGUUGAUAGUCAGAGAACGUAAUAAUAACUUAUAGUUCAUUAAAAAUGAGCACUUAUGUCAAUUAAGAUUGAUAACUCCAGGUUGUUGACGUGGGCAGUUGGAAUGUUGAAAAAGUUGGUGAAAUGUCUCUAUAUUGGAUCUGUUUAUCUUGGAAUAAUAUUUGGUGUAAUGUAAUGUCUGGAUGGAGUGCCGGAAUCGCCUUAUUGAUGAAAAAUUGGACUUCGAUCCUUUUCAUGGUGUCAACGAUAAAACAGAAGUGACCAACUUUUGCGUUCGGAACCUCAUUUGGAAUGAGCGAAAUUUACAUUAUUGGUCACGAAAUUGGAAAGCUAUCCGGCUAAAUGCAAUUAGCUAGAGUUCAUGAACUACAAAGACGUAUACUUUAUAAUUUUUGGAGCUUAAAUACAACUGACUAUUGGUUAUCUUCAAAAUCUUAAAACGGAUUGGUCCAGUUCUGGGAAAUGCUUGCAUGAAGCAGUAGAGGUUAAAUGACCACUUUGUCGAUGCUAACACUUAAAGAGGACAAUAUCCAAUCUCACCAUGUCUUUGUUUGGUACUCUCGAACUGAGACAAAAUCGUAGGAAAAGGAAAAAGUACGUGUCAGACCCUGGACCAGCUACGAUUUCCAGCUUCAUCAGUCGACGGUCUCGUGUCUUUGGACCACUUUUAGAACGGCCUGAUGGUUUCCAGGCGGCACCGAGCUCGCUGGAACCAGAUACCCUUGAGGUCAAACGCCUACCACAAGAGCAAAUAUGUUCGUCAAGAGAACUCCCUAAAAUGGCCAGUCGGAGGAGGAAGCUCAGCAAGAAACUUCAGAAGAUUCUCUCUUCGCCCUUCGGGUUGUUCCUGCUUCUAGUGGUCUACAUGGUCCUUGGAGCGCUUAUGUUCAUCUACGUGGAAUCGGGCACCGCUCGCGAAUUAGACGCGAAACUGAAGAACGAAAGGUUCGAACACGCUCAGAUCCUGGUCCUGAACGGAAGCUGCUACCAGGAUGCAGAAUGUGUCACCACGUGGCUCAAACAAUGGGAGGAAAAACUGUGGGAAUUUCCGAUGGGAAUUAUCGAUCAUUACCUGACCCUGUGGUCCUUUGAAAACUCUUUUCAUUUGUGCUUCUCUAUCGUCACUACAAUAGGUUAUGGAAACAUCACCCCGGUCACCAAUCUUGGGCGUAUGCUUGUUAUUGUAUACGCAAUCUUCGGAAUACCAAUCAUGCUCCUUUUCGUCUCUGAUGUUGGAACGGUGAUAGCAGAAAAGGUGAAAGGGUUCGUCUUACUGUACCGUUCCAAACGAAGAGCCACGAUAGAGGCAAGACGCAGCCGUAAGAAACAAAAGGAAACAAAGAGUAAGGGCACCGCGUCCGCUCAAGUCAGCGUCUCUAAAAGUAGCUUGGACGGCAAGGAGCAAUUGGCCAUGACUUCUCGAACAAAUCACGAAUUCCUCGAAGAAGGUUCGCCUCAAGAGGAAAUUAUGAUUAUUAACCAUUUGGAAACAUCGGGUGGCAACAGCAAUGAUCGGAAUAGCCAAACCAAAUUCGAAAUGGACCAUAGAAAGAAAGGAAAGAACGGAAUACACGUUGAGAAUAAAGAUGAUACUUUGAACGAUGUGAAUGCUAAAAAGAAACAUCUAGCCAAUAAGGUGUCGGAACGUAGGAUUCCUGUCAUAAUGUUUGAUCCGGACUCUGGUGACGAAUCGGACAUUGAGGAAAUAAUCGGUGAGGUCAUCGAAGACGAUGUUGAUCUCUACGAUACUGCCGAGAUUGUCGUGGAUGAGAGCGACUCCGAGGACUACAUCGUCAUCAACGGAUUGAUCAGCUCGACACACCACCGAUGGAAGGAAAAUCGGAAAGAAGAUCGCGUCUUUGCUUCAUCAGAAGCUAUAGUAGAAACGAAAGACAGGGCGAAAUACAGCAGAUCGCAGAGUGACUCAGUAAUUGAAACGUUGCAAAUAGAAGAAACGUAUUCGAGCCACAGGAACUGCCUCGAUAACAACAAGGAAUCCGGGUCUUUAAAUAAUCACAAUGGGAACAUAGGAGGAAGACGGAUUUCUAGGACACCAGAUGGACAUACCCUUAUAGAAUUGAAUACGCCUGAUACAACCAAUAAUAAGAGUAGGGUAGUUUCUGACCCUUCGUCGGAUAAAACUCAAAGAGAUAUAAAGUCAAAGGAUAACCAACAAAAAGAAGGAGAGCAAAAGCCAACUUCGAACGGUGGUUUUAAGUCCUCUGAGAACAACCAUCGUCCAUUAUCUUUCAGAGGUGCCGUUCCUUCCCCAGGAAACAACGAAAGUGACAUAAACGAUGUAUCCUUCCCAUGGUGGAUGGCUUUUCUCCUUCUCUUUUUGUACCUCGUCAUAGGAAUGUUCAUGUUUCAUUAUGCAAUAGAAUGGUCGCAUCUGGAUUCUUUCUACUACGCCUUUGUAUCGCUAAGUACGAUAGGUUUCGGUGAUCUCUACUAUCAACCAAGUUCCGUGCGCGGUUCCAUAUACUACACAUUUAUAUACUGUUUUGUGGGAUUCUGCUACACUUCCAUGUGUAUGAGUUUGAGUUCGAGGGAGCUGUUGCGCGUCGCCCGUAGAGUUGCGUGGAAGAUCGGUUAUUACCGGAGCAGACGAUGGAAAACGGGUUUUCGCGCGUUUUGGAAGGCGCGAAGGAUGCGGGAUCCAAGGCAUGCGGGAAGAUGGACGUUGCGACGAAGGAAACCGCUUCGCAUUCAACGGAUUGAUGAAUCUCCUGGAACAUUCCCCUAAAAAACAGGGGAACACAUAUUCCUAAAUAAAACUAUGUUGACUCUGAUUCUACGAUUAUUCUCAAGCAAGUAUAACAUUACAGUCGUGUAAGUAAAGUAACCUUGAUAAAAAGAUCCGUUAAUUGCGUUUUUUUUUCAACAAUAGAUCAUAUUUUACUGAUUAUUUUACACAAACGAGAGAACUAAAAUAACCUAGCAUCAAUCUGUCACAACUUUUUUGUACAAUUUUAUAAAAUCCGACGAUGAGUAAUCUCGACCAAGUCAAUGAAGGGUUGAUAUGGAAUCGUUUAAGUUUUGUUAAAUCUGAAUUUCAGUGAGUUUUUUUUUGUUAGCUCCACCUACAAAUAAGGGUUUUAAAGUCAUAUUGAUGUUAUCCAAUCGAAUAUGUUCACCAACAUAUGACAGAAUGAAGAUAAAUCUUAAUUAAAAGUAACGUAAUACCAAAAACAAAACUCCUUAACAGAUUAUCUGAUGGUUGUUAUAAACACCAGUGGUAUGGGGUCCUUUCUUUUUCCUUGUAGGGACUUAACACUUUUCGUAGUCUGUAUAAAUUGUGUUUUUACAACGGUGUAUACAAUGUCUUCUAAAGCCAAUAAACAUCGAAAUUG